This is a messenger RNA of Cervus elaphus (red deer), 3132 nucleotides long. RefSeq names its product desmocollin 3 (gene DSC3). Gene Ontology annotation, biological process: homophilic cell-cell adhesion. NCBI's taxonomy places the organism in Eukaryota, Metazoa, Chordata, Mammalia, Artiodactyla, Cervidae. Bases 329 to 3022 code for a protein of 897 amino acids. The transcript is spliced from 16 exons. Gene Ontology annotation, cellular component: plasma membrane; desmosome. The record is from RefSeq and is a predicted model, not a curated record. Gene Ontology annotation, molecular function: calcium ion binding; gamma-catenin binding.
GAGAGGGGGUGGCCUGGACCGCUUUCCAGAGAGCGAGCACACAGCCGGGCCGCUGAGAAGACGAGGGGCAGGCUCGGGCAGCUCCCCCGGCGGCUCUCGCGGUGAUAAAACUGGAGAAAUAACAAGGAGGGGCGGCUCGACGCCUCCAGAGUCCAAUCCCGUCUCAGGAGCGAACACGCUCUCGGGCAAGACAAGCCUGAAAGAGGCCCGGGCGAUUUAACGAGUAGCCGAGAGCAGCGCACCCGCGGCGCCCCUGCAUCUCGGCGGCCUCUGGUCUCCUGCAUCCCGCCGGGUGUCCGCACCCUCCCGUCCCCGGCCCCGCGCCCGGAUGGCUGCGCCUGGGCCCCGGAGCUCCCUGCGCGGAGCCCUCUGCAGGCAGCUGCUCCUGAUCCUUGUGGUUUUCAGUUUUGCUUGUGAAGCCUGCAAAAAGGAGAUAUUUAAUAUACCUUCCAAACUAGAGGCAGACAAAUUGAUUGGCAGAGUUAAUCUGAAAGAAUGCCUCAGGUCUGUAGACCACAUCCAGUCCAGUGAUCCUGAUUUCAGAGUUCUAGAAGAUGGGUCAGUAUACACAGCCCACGCUGUUGUAUUGUCUGAUGAGAAAAGAUUUUUCACCAUACGGCUCUCUGACACAAAGAAACAGACACAGAAAGAGAUUCUUGUGCUCCUGGAAUAUCAGAAGAAGGUAUUGAGGAAAAGACACACUAAAGAAAUUGUUCUCAGGCGUUCCAAAAGGAGAUGGGCGCCUAUUCCCUGCUCAAUGCAGGAGAAUUCCCUGGGACCUUUCCCCUUGUUCCUUCAACAGGUUCAAUCUGAUGCUGCACAGAACUAUACCAUCUUCUACUCCAUAAGUGGGCGUGGAGUUGACAAAGAGCCUUUAAAUUUGUUUUUCAUAGACAGAGACACUGGAAAUCUGUAUUGUACCCGGCCUGUGGAUCGUGAAGAAUAUGAUGUUUUUGAUCUGAUUGCCUAUGCGUCAACUGCAGACGGAUAUUCAGCAGACUUCCCUCUUCCACUGCCCAUCAGAGUGGAGGAUGAAAAUGACAACCAUCCUAUUUUCACAGAAGCAAUUUAUAAUUUUGAAGUUCCAGAAAGCAGUAGAAUCGGUACUACAGUGGGAGUGGUUUGUGCCACGGACAGAGAUGAACCGGACACGAUGCACACUCGCCUGAAGUACAGCAUUUUGGAGCAGACGCCGAGAUCACCUGGGCUGUUUUCUGUGCAUCCCAGCUCAGGUGUGAUCACCACAGUCUCUCAUUAUUUGGACAGAGAGGUUGUAGACAAAUACUCAUUGAUAAUGAAAGUACAAGAUAUGGAUGGCCAAUUUUUUGGAUUGAUGAGUACUGCAACUUGCAUCAUAACAGUAAAAGAUUCAAAUGACAAUUUGCCCACUUUCAAACAAAAUGCUUAUGAAGCAUCAGUCGAGGAAAACACAGUCAAUGUGGAAAUCCUAAGAAUACCUAUAGAAGAUAAGGAUUUGAUUAACAGUGCCAAUUGGAGAGCCAAUUUUACUAUUUUAAAGGGCAAUGAAAAUGGACAUUUCAAAAUCAGUACAGACAAAGCAACUAAUGAAGGUGUUUUGUCUGUCAUAAAGCCACUGAAUUAUGAAGAAAACCAUCAAAUGGUCCUGGAAAUUGGAGUGACCAAUGAAGCUCCAUUUACUAGAGAUGUUGCACUCAGGAUGACAACCAUGAACAGAGCCAUGGUCACAGUUCAUGUGAAGGAUCAGGAUGAAGGGCCUGAAUGCAGCCCUGAAGUCCAGUAUAUACGGAUUAAAGAAAACUCUGCAGUGGGUUCAAAGAUCAAUGGCUAUAAGGCAUAUGACCCUGAAACUAAAAGUGCCAGUGGUUUAAGGUACAAAAUAUUGCAUGAUCCUAAAGAGUGGAUCACCAUUAAUGAACGUUCAGGCUCAGUAGAGACUUCCAAAAUCUUGGACAGGGAGGUUAUAACUCCCAGAAAUGAGUUGUAUAAUAUUACAGUCAUGGCACUAGAUCAAGAUGGUAGAUCAUGUACUGGAACCCUCGCAGUGAGCAUUGAAGAUGUGAAUGAUAAUCCACCAGAAAUACUUCAAGAUUACCUAGUCAUUUGCAAAACAAACAUGGAGUAUGUUGACAUUUCGGCUAUUGAUCAUGACGAUUCCAGCAACGGUGCUCCAUUUUACUUCAGCUUGGCAAACACUUCUCCAGAAAUCAACAGACUAUGGACGAUCACCAGAGUUAAUGAUACAGCUGCCCGUCUUGCAUAUCAGAAAAAUGCCCAAUUUCAAGAAUAUUUCAUUCCUGUUGCUGUAAAAGACAGAGCAGGGCUAUCUGCAACAAAAACCUUGAGAGUGAACCUCUGUGAUUGUACUAACCCCGUUCAAUGCCGGGCUGCUGCGCGGAGUGCGGACGUGAUACUUGGCAAAUGGGCGAUCCUUGCCAUACUUCUGGGCAUAGCACUACUUUUCUCUAUAUUGCUAACUUUAGUAUGUGGAGUUAUUAGUGCCAGAAAUAAAAAAGGUUUUCCUGAAGAUUUGGCCCAGCAAAAUCUAAUUAUAUCAAACACAGAAGCACCUGGAGAUGAUAAGGUGUGUUCUGCCAAUGGGUUUAUGACCCAGACAGUCAACAACGCUAACCAGGGCUUUUGUGGUACUAUGGGAUCUGGAGUCAAAAAUGGAGGGCAGGAAACCAUUGAAAUGGUGAAAGGAGGACACCAGACCUUGGAGUCAUGCCAUGGGGCCGGGCAUCAUCACACCCUGGGCUCCUGCAGAGGAGGCACUGUUGAGAUGGAGAACUCCAGAUACACUUACUCCGAGUGGCAAAAUUUCACUCAACCCCGUCUUGGUGAAAAAUUGCAUCUGUGUAAUCAGGAUGAAGAGCAUAUGCCAUCACAAGAUUACGUCCUUACAUACAACUAUGAAGGAAGAGGGUCUCCAGCCGGUUCUGUGGGUUGCUGCAGUGAAAAGCAGGAAGAAGAUGGUCUUGACUUUUUAAAUAAUUUGGAAGCCAAAUUUACUGCCUUAGCAGAAACAUGCACAAAGAGAUAAUUUACAGUGUUGCAAUUAGACAUGUCUUUGUCAGAUUCAUCUUUCUAAAAGAGAUAUUGUACAAUUCAAUUUAUUUCUAUAUAUCUAGCAAUAUAUAGAUGUUAUGAAUA